CCGGUUUGAUGACAUCAGAGCAUAUGACCGGAAAACAAUCAUAUGAUUAGUGUUUACAAAAAAAAUAUUGAAUCCAUUCACACAGACGCUGCUUGAUAGAAACGCGGUAUUACAGGUUUAACGUAGGUGACCAUGAGGCUUGUGAUCCUUGAUGACUAUGACUUGGCAAGUGAGUGGGCUGCCAAAUACAUCCGCAACCGUAUUAUCCAGUUUAAGCCCAGUGCAGAGAGAUACUUUACUCUUGGUCUGCCCACAGGAAGCACACCACUGGGCGUUUACAAGAAGCUGAUUGAAUAUUACAAGAGUGGAGACAUCUCCUUUAAAUAUGUGAAGACUUUUAACAUGGAUGAGUAUGUUGGCCUGCCUAGGGACCACCCGGAGAGUUACCAUUCCUACAUGUGGAACAACUUCUUCAAACAUAUUGACAUCGAACCACAGAAUACCCACAUUUUGGAUGGAAACGCAACUGACCUGCAGACUGAGUGUGACUUGUUUGAACAGAAGAUAACAGCUGCUGGGGGCAUUGAGUUAUUUGUAGGAGGAAUUGGACCAGAUGGCCACAUUGCCUUUAAUGAACCAGGGUCCAGUUUGGUGUCAAGGACCCGAGUGAAGACACUGGCUAAAGACACAAUAGUGGCCAACGCUCGCUUCUUUGGGAACGACUUGUCUAAAGUGCCCUCCAUGACUCUCACAGUUGGCGUGGGCACUGUUAUGGAUGCUAGAGAGGUUAUGAUCCUGAUCACAGGAGCACACAAAGCCUUUGCCUUAUAUAAGGCCAUAGAAGAAGGGGUGAACCACAUGUGGACUGUAUCUGCAUUCCAGCAGCAUCCUCGUACCAUCUUUGUGUGUGAUGAAGAUGCCACACUCGAGCUCAGGGUCAAGACUGUAAAGUACUUUAAAGGGCUAAUGCAUGUCCACAAUCAGCUGGUUGAGCCAACCCACAGCAUGAAGGACUAUAAGGAUUAAGGACGAAGGCCCGGCAAUAUGUUGCGUCAUAAGGGAAUGAAGAGGAUUUGCAUCGGUUUGCAGUACUGGAACAUGGUUUCAAAGCCCCCACGGCUCACAAAGGUGCCUGAAAUAUCGUGUAGACUACAGGUUUGCAUCACAUUAAUGUUUACUUGCACAAAAUGGCAAAUGCAAACUUUUGUCUGCCAAUUUGAAACUAUUGUUGAAACCAGUAUUAUGAAAAAAAGGGGGAGGGGGGGGGGGUAGUUUUAAGUUUUGGUUCAAGUCUAAAGUUAAUUCUGGCCUUGCACUGUUACUGAAGAAAGACCUCUUUUGUAAAACACCAUUUAAAUUCACUCCUUUGUUAAAGAAAAAUUAUUUGUUAAUAGUGUAUUCAAUGUGCCUUUAAGUGCUAUUAAUGUAUUGAAAUAAGGUCAAGACGUUUCAUAUAUUUCAAAACGGCUAUGGGUCAGGGGUAAAUAACAUUGUGUUCACCUUACGUCGAGGUCCUUUUUUUAAGUUACUUGACAAACAGUUAUUGUAUUUAACACUUUUUUUUUUUUUUUUAUCAUUUUGGACAUAUGUUGGGAAAACAUUAACUCAAGAACACAAUCAGUGGAAGUGUUCAUCAUGGAAAUUUCACUACAGGGUCCUUUCUGUAGCCCAGACAUGGAGAAACACUGAAUCUGCUAAUUAAUAUACUGUUAAUUUAAACGAAACACAAAGUUAAAGGCUGAAUAGGCUAAAUGACUUCCUACUCCCUAUGUAGUGGCUUAAAAUUAUUCCAUUUACACUCCGGUAUUACUAUAAUAUAUAUAUAUAUAUAUAUAUAUAUAUAUAUAUAUAUAUAUAUAUAUAUAUAUAUAUAUAUAUAAUAAAUGGUACCAUUUUAAACGAAACCUUAAUAUAUUUGUUUCAGCCAUGUAACCCAACACCUGCUUUUCUUUGUAAUUUGCUUGUGCUUUGAAAGGACCAUAGUGUGCAAUGCUAGAGACCAAACCAUCUCUGGAAACUUGAUUGAAAUAUAUUUGGGACCAGCAUAAGUUGUGUUUUUCCCCCCUAAAAUGAUUUCCCAAAUUAUCUAUAUUGAGUGUAUUUCAACUUGACUAUUUGACAAACAGUGGCUCAUAAAGCCUGAUCCAGAAACCAGAAACAUUUCAGCAUCAUAAAUGUAACUGAGCCUAUUUAGAACGAACAUAUAUGUUGUUAGCUGAUGUACACUCCUCCUUAUCACUGUGUUGGCUAUAGUUUUAUUGUUAGCAAACCCAUUUUACUUACUUUUCCUUCUAGUGUUUAGUUACUGCAUGGAAUGUUACUGUAGUUACUUUGUGUACGACUAAAUUUAUUUGUAGCGUUAGUGAACCUCAAUAUACUGAUUUGAUUAAAGUUCUAUACUUGACAAAGCUGAGAGCAAUUGUGUUAAUGUUGUUAACAGAUUUGAAUCUCAUUGGUAAAUCUGCUGUUAUCAGACUUUCAUUUCAAUACCAAAUGCUCUUUACAUUUCUUUAAUGAAUGAUAAUGUUUGAUUGGAUUAAAAAUGCAUAUGAGUGAAGAA
Molecule: messenger RNA, 2500 nt
Organism: Silurus meridionalis
Lineage: Eukaryota; Metazoa; Chordata; Actinopteri; Siluriformes; Siluridae
Gene: gnpda2
Product: glucosamine-6-phosphate deaminase 2
Exons: 7
Coding region: 133-966 (277 amino acids)
Biological process (GO): D-glucosamine catabolic process; N-acetylglucosamine catabolic process; carbohydrate metabolic process
Cellular component (GO): cytoplasm
Molecular function (GO): glucosamine-6-phosphate deaminase activity; identical protein binding
Source: RefSeq, a predicted model, not a curated record